AUGAGAAACCACACUAUAACAACAUUUAUCCUACUGGGGCUGACCAAUGACCCACACCUGCAGAUUGUCAUUUUCAUCUUCCUGUUCGUGACCUACAUGUUGAGUGUAACUGGGAACUUCACGAUCAUUUCUCUCACCAUCAUGGAUUCACACCUUAAAACUGCCAUGUACUUUUUCCUACAAAAUUUCUCCUGCUUAGAAAUCGCAUUUACAACUGCUUGUAUUCCCAGAUACUUGUACAACAUAUCAGCAGGUGAUAAGACAAUCACAUAUGACAGUUGUUUCACUCAAAUUUUUUUUACAGAUCUUUUUGCUAUAACAGAAUUUUUUCUCCUUGCCACCAUGUCCUAUGACCGAUAUGUUGCCAUCUGCAAACCCCUGCAUUAUGUGACCAUCAUGAACACCAGGGUCUGUAGAAGACUCAUCCUUUCUUGUUGGACAGCUGGUUUGUUGGUCAUACUGCCACCAUUUAGCCUGGGACUAAAUAUGGAAUUCUGUGACUCUGAUGUUAUUGAGCAUUACAUCUGUGAUGCAUACCCCCUCUUCAAGAUCUCAUGCACAGAAACAUGGCUCUUAGAACAAAUGGUCCUAGUUUGUGCUGGGUUAUCCUUUAUCAUAACCCUAGUAUGUGUAGUAAUAUCCUACAUAUACAUCAUUAAGACAAUUCUACAAUUCCCUUCUGCCAAGCAAAAGAAAAAGGCCUUCUCCACCUGCUCUUCCCACAUGAUUGUGAUUUCCAUCACCUAUGGAAGCUGCAUCUUCAUCUACGUGAAGCCUUCAGCAAAGGACUCAGUGGCUAUCAACAAGGGUGUGUCAGUCCUCACCACUUCCAUCGCUCCUAUGCUGAACCCCUUCAUCUACACCUUGAGAAACAAGCAAGUCAAACAGGCCUUCAGUGACUCAGUCAAAAGAAUUGUGUUAGGAUUAAAGAAGCAAGGAAUGUUAGUAAUGUAG
This is a messenger RNA of Castor canadensis (American beaver), 954 nucleotides long. Its product is annotated as olfactory receptor 6C2-like. Gene Ontology annotation, biological process: G protein-coupled receptor signaling pathway. NCBI's taxonomy places the organism in Eukaryota, Metazoa, Chordata, Mammalia, Rodentia, Castoridae. The record is from RefSeq and is a predicted model, not a curated record. Gene Ontology annotation, cellular component: membrane. Gene Ontology annotation, molecular function: G protein-coupled receptor activity; olfactory receptor activity.